AAUAAAAACUUGAAAAUGUGUUGGCACUACUUUUGAUACGUUAUAGGCGUGAUGUCACCGGUGCGCAACUUUCAGCAAGGCUGCGCUCGCAAAUACAAACAGUCGUUUAACCUUCUGAAACUCGGAGUCGCAUUUCCAAAACAAACUUUCAGAAAUUAGGCUAUGAAGUGUUUUGGAUACUGACUAUCGAGCGAAACUCGAAAGACAUGGCAACGUCAACAAAUCUGCCGGUUUCGGCGAUACUCAAGAGCAGCACGGAUCCGGACGAGCCGAAGAAAAAGUCCAGGGACGAUUGGAGGAAGGCGAAAGAACUCGAGGAAGCGAGAAAGGCUGGAACAGCUCCAGCAGCAGUAGAUGAAGAAGGGAAGGAUAUAAAUCCUCACAUACCCCAGUAUAUAUCUUCAGCGCCAUGGUACUACAACACAAAAGGGCCUACACUCAAGCAUCAACGUAUCCAAGAAGAGAGCGUAAAACAGUUCUCUGGAAUAGAUGAAUGGUACAACCGAGGUGUUGACAGCACAAAAGUCGCAACCAAAUACAGAAAAGGUGCUUGCGAGAACUGUGGGGCGAUGACUCACAAGAAGAAAGAUUGCCUAGAACGACCAAGGAAGAUUGGUGCCAAGUAUUCCGGUGCUAAAAUCGCUCCCGAUGAAUUUAUGCAGCCAGUCUUGGACAGGGAUUAUGAUGGAAAGCGCGACCGAUGGGCUGGCUAUGACCCGUCUCAGCACAGAGCCGUUGUUGAGCAUUAUGCCAAAGUAGAUGAGGCCAAAAGGCAAUUGCGGGCCGAAAAGCUUAAAACCGCACCCGAAGGGGAGGAACAGCCAGAAGAUGAAGACGAUGCUAAAGAUAACGAAGAUGCUGAUGAUGAUAAAUACGUAGAUGAGGUAGAUAUGCCUGGUACUAAAGUUGACAGCAAACAGAGAAUCACAGUUAGAAACCUCAGGAUAAGAGAAGACACUGCUAAAUAUUUGCGAAACCUUGAUCCAAAUUCGGCGUACUACGAUCCCAAGACUCGUUCUAUGAGGGACAAUCCAUACGCUGAUAAAGCAGAAAUGGAUGCUGAUUAUGCUGGGGAGAAUUUUGUACGUUACACAGGUGAUACAAUGGACCAUGCAAAGACGCAGCUCUUUGCCUGGGAAGCUCAUGAAAAGGGAGUCGAAGUGCAUCCUCUUGGUGAACCUACAAAGCUUGAAAUCCUUAGAAAGCAGUACGACGAAAAGAAAGAUGAAUUUAAAAAGAAAGGACAGCUUGAUAUUCUAGAAAAAUAUGGUGGAGAAGAACACUUGAGCGGCCCUCCUAAGGAGCUUCUCCUCGCACAGACUGAAUAUUACGCGGAGUACACAAGGCACGGGACAAUUAUUAAGGGGCAAGAAAAAGCAAUUGUGAGAUCAAAAUAUGAGGAGGAUGUUUUUAUAAAUAACCAUACAUCAGUCUGGGGUUCUUAUUGGUAUAACGGACGCUGGGGUUAUAGAUGUUGUCAUUCAUUUAUUAAAGGUUCAUAUUGUACUGGCGAAGCAGGAAGAAUUGCAUCUCGUAUGGAAGGCACACAUGUCAAAGGGCCAUUCAUAAUACCCGCAAAUCUGUCUACCGAGGAACAAGAAUCAUCCAGUUCGUCCGAGCCUUCAUCUGACGACUCAUCUUCGUCUUCGUCUUCGAGUGAUGAGGAAGAGAGGCAGAAAAAGAAGAAGCCGUCCAAACAGAAGGCUAAGAAGGAAAAGCCGGUGAAGAAGAAGAAUAAGAAGAAGGCCGAACUAACAGAGGAAGAGAAGCUCGCAGAGGCCCUGCGGAAAGAAGAGGAAGCGCAAAAAGAGGGAGAACGACUGCAGAAGAUCGAUGAUAGAAAGAGAAGCUACAACAGCAUGGUCGAAGUCAGCAAGCCAACCGACAUUGAAAUGGAGGCGUACUACAUGAAAAAACGACGCGAUGAAGACCCUAUGGCACAAUUCUUAUAAUUUUUGUUUUUUAAAUGCAUAAAUUGAUGUACCUACGAUUUUUUUUGUAUAUAUAUAUG
Molecule: messenger RNA, 2011 nt
Organism: Cimex lectularius (bed bug)
Lineage: Eukaryota; Metazoa; Arthropoda; Insecta; Hemiptera; Cimicidae
Gene: Slu7
Product: pre-mRNA-splicing factor SLU7
Exons: 8
Coding region: 207-1952 (581 amino acids)
Biological process (GO): mRNA splicing, via spliceosome
Cellular component (GO): spliceosomal complex
Molecular function (GO): pre-mRNA 3'-splice site binding
Source: RefSeq, a predicted model, not a curated record